AUGGGUCUUCUUCCGCUCACUUAUACCCGUCCUAAGCAUGUGGACCAGCGAUCCUAUCGAAGCAAUAGCAGCAGCAGCGACUCGCUAUCUGAUGCGGAAAAGACUGAUGGUUCAGUCAACUCUGGUUUCUCUGGAUACUCUAGUGGUAUACCUGAUUCCUUAGCUUUCGACAAUAUCAUCAACGGUGGAACAUGCCCUCCUAUGACCGUUCGCGAUUUCAUGUCUUAUUUGAUCUACGUGGAGCAUGCCGCCGAGAACCUUCAGUUCUACCUCUGGUUCAAAGACUAUGAGAAACGAUUCAACACAAACCCCACGACCGAUAUCAAACUUGCUCCCGAGUGGACCAGGGCCAUGCAGGAUGAGACUAUCAUUAAGAUUCGGAAGGAACAAGUCGAUAAGAUGCGCAAAGAACCCCAGGCUGCAGCGAUCUUCAAGGGAACCGACUUUGAGAAAAAGCUCACUGCCCAGGAUCGAAGUGCGAGCGGUACUAUCGACCCCUUUGCAACACCUCCUCAAAGCAGUGGAGGAGAUGAGGCCUCGAUCUUUACAGCAACAAACACGAUGGGCUCACUUAAUGCAAUGAGCUAUAUGAGUCAAGCCACUGACGCUUUUCAGACUGCUGGUACCCAACAGCCUUUCACUAUCCAACCAUUCCGAGAAGAGAUCAACAGAGUGAUUGUGACUUAUAUUAUGGAGGGAGCUCCCCGACAACUGAAUCUCUCGUCUUCUGAACAGAAGGCAGUUAUUGUAGCACUCUCCAAAACAACACAUCCAAGUGCGUUCCGCAGCGUCUUCAAGACGGUUGACUCAAGUCUUCGCCAUCAGGCCCAUCCCAAUUUUGUGCGAUGGUCAAUUUGCAACGGCAAUCCUGCUCGUGUAUUCUUUGCGCGGUCGCUGGGAGCUGGGCUUAUCGUUGCUGGCAUCGUCGUUGGCCUUAUCCUCACCUUCAGCAGUGCCGGCCGAGGGUACCGGGCGCUAGCAGCAGUUGCUCUUGUUCUCGGUAUCAGCACACUGGUUGCAGCUUACAAAGGCAUGUGUGUUGUUCUCCACGGCAUGCAUCACCGCCAUGUCAGGCCGUGGGAACUGUUUGUCGACAGUGAGAAUAUGGAUGAUUCGAGCAAGCAAAGCUUUGAAUCUUUUGGAUCCAAGAACAGUUACGAGGACGAGCCUUGGGUUGUCAAGUAUGAAAAGCGCAACGUCGUCCGCAAGGUAUUUGACCGAGAAGUCUGGAUCCAAGAGCCAGCGCUUCGACAAAUCCAGGACACCAUUUUUAUUCAGGCGAUACUUGCUUCGGUGCUUAUGGGCGGCGUCAUUACUGCAAUCUUUGUUGCUGUCCCAGGAGGUCAUUUCUUUUAA
Molecule: messenger RNA, 1356 nt
Organism: Fusarium coffeatum
Lineage: Eukaryota; Fungi; Ascomycota; Sordariomycetes; Hypocreales; Nectriaceae
Exons: 3
Coding region: 1-1356 (451 amino acids)
Source: RefSeq, a predicted model, not a curated record